Molecule: messenger RNA, 2854 nt
Organism: Brienomyrus brachyistius
Lineage: Eukaryota; Metazoa; Chordata; Actinopteri; Osteoglossiformes; Mormyridae
Product: circadian-associated transcriptional repressor
Exons: 6
Coding region: 182-1225 (347 amino acids)
Biological process (GO): circadian regulation of gene expression; negative regulation of DNA-templated transcription
Cellular component (GO): nucleus
Molecular function (GO): RNA polymerase II cis-regulatory region sequence-specific DNA binding
Source: RefSeq, a predicted model, not a curated record
CGUUGCCCUGGGAGAAGUGACACGGGUGCUCCAAAACUGGGCUACAUCACCGAAACGGCCGCGCCGGUCAUGAUCAGUGUUUUACCCGAGAGCCCUGUGUUUUUGCGCUGAACAAAGGGAAGUGCGAUUCACUCACUUCUGGUCAGUGAUGGUCACCAAAAGUUAGAAGCUGAAGCAAAAGAUGUCGACUUCAGAUUCUGACUGUUCCAUUGACUGGCUGGCCAGUGACGAGGAUGAGGAUAAAGGUGCUGGCAGAUCUUCGCUUCCCCUUCCAGAGUCAGGGGGCUGUUGUGGGGCACACAACUUCAACCUUCGGCACGCGUCCGAAGGCAACUGCGACGCGGAAGGGAGCCCUCGCUGUGACUCGCCCUCCAGCCACGCUGACUCCUUCCCAGUACGUGAUUCACUGUCCCUGCCACACCAGGAGAAGCACCACUCCCUUUCCCCAAAGCGUCCAGAAAAGCCGUCGGGUAUCCAGCCUCAGCUGGCGCGUAAGAGGCCCCGGAGCGGUGACGCGCUGGAGCCGGGGUACCGCAAACCCCCUAACGGGACAGAAAGAGAUGAGCUGUUUGCAGACAAGUGCAGGGACCUGCACUGCUUCAUUCGCCCGCUGUCUUCGAUCCUGAAUUCUCUGCGAUCUGGAAGAUACAGGCAACGUCUCAGCAGUUUCCAGGAGAGCACUGCCAUAGACAGACUCCAGAGGAUAAUGGGGAUUCUACAGAACCCAGGAAUGGGCGAACGUUACAUCAACAUCCUACUGAAAGUGGAGGAAUUACUUAAGACCUGGUUCCCCAACAUAAAACCUGGAAAUGAUGCCUUUGACCGACCUGAGCACACCUGUCUUCGGAAGAAGCAGAAGCUUGUCUCGACCAUCACUGCCGUCAGUACCGCAGCGGCUCACUCCGCCUGUCAGGCUCUGAGCGUCCCACAUACUGUGGCGAACCCCUACUCUGCCACCAGCUUGAAAUGGCUCCACGUGUCUCCCAUUUGCUCCCCUGGCCCAGAGCUGGGCCUCAUGGGGCUACACGAGCGGCUGCCACGGCGGGACGAUGAUGCCACGCAGGACAACGCCGUCUCCUCCAGCAGCGACGCCAGGAGAGAGCCGCCAGGCGGCCGGCCGCCCCAGGGCAAGAUCAACGCGCCGUGCUUGGAGAGACUGCUGAAAUCCACAGAGAGCAUCAUCACGAGCAAAGACGCCGGAGGCCCGAAGAGCAGCAGCUGCUAGCACACAGAGAAGGCGGGAGUCUACGUGCCGACCAAAACGCUUCCAGUCUGUGGGACGCGCCGGAUGAAGGAGGACGGGAGAGAGAUCACUAUGCACGAAGGCGCUGGUGAAAAUGACAGACACUGAAGCUGAUCCUGUCUUCAAAGUGCACAUCUGGAACCCUUUAAUAUAUAUAUUUUUUUCAUAUACACUCUCAUUGUGCUCAAGACCAUCUUGACGAGGAUGAGAGGACUGCACGAGCCAAUUUCCCAGCCUGGCUGCAUGACUGCUAGCUGCAUCGCUGCAUGCAGAUGGGAGCCUCUUAAAUAUAGGAGGAUGAGCCUCAUUAUCUGUGACCAGGAAAAGGGAAUCGUGAGCAUGUAGUAGGAAUGACUGGAUCAUUGGAGCACUUCUCUGAUGUGUCCAUAAUAUUCAUAUAAAUGUGAUGUAUGGAACUUUUUUUUAAUUCAUACCGAAACUGCGGAGUGCCAUGACUGUUACUUCAUCGAUACACCGCUACUUAAGAUUCGGAUGCAACGCUUCUACCUCAGAUUGACAAGGUGCCUCACAAGUACCAGUAGCAAACACCCGGUCAUUGACUCGUUGGGUCUGAAAGUCCCAACGAACCCAGGUGAUGGACCUUCCAUUGUCGUGGAUGAAAUAUCUCCUUACCAAGUGUAUUUAAAAAGAUGGUCAGUAGAUUACACCCAUGCCUCGGUUGAAAAUAAAUGUUAUGGAUACGAUAAGGCUGCCAUUUUGUGUACCACGAAAAUGAUUACAUUCUUAUUAAUCGCUGUUUGUGGGCAUGUGUCAUAACACCAAUUCUGUCUGACAGAACUAGGCUUACUGAGCUAGACGAGAUGGUAUAUCACUUAGUGUAAAUAUGUGAACAAUGUUCCAGGUUGUUAAUUUACCCAACAAAAGUGGCCUUCAGAGUGUGAUAUUUUUUACUUUGAGAAUAAAUGUUGUUUUGUUUUGGCGUACAAAGUGUUUCCUCUCUGUCUGCUGUCUGUUGGUCUACUUUAUGUCAGCAGUCCCUCUCAGCAACCUUACAUGGAAUUAAAUAGGAAAUAAUGUCGUCUAAUUCUAUGGAAAAUUUGGAAUGCAUUUAUGUAACAGAACUUAGCCUAUAAACCCAUAAAUGUUUUUUUUUUCUCCCCAAGAUACACUCUCGGAAAAAACGGAUACAAACUAAAAACCUUUGCUUGUCACUGGGGCUGUAUGUACUCUCAAGGGUCUGCCAAUUGUCCCCUUAGCUGUAUGUAAUUGUACCUUUAAACGUACUGAAAUGGACUCUGAGGAUGGUACAUGUUGUUUGUAGUUUUGGAAUGUUCCCCAGAGUCCAUUUCUGUACCUUAAAAGGUACAAGUACAAGGGUACAAAGGGUUACCCUUUUUCUGAGAGUGUAGUGAAUAACAUAAUUCAUAAUACAUGUAUUUUAAUACGCCAUUAAACACAAUAAAAGAAGCAUUAUUUUCAGGUAAAUAUAUUUUAUUCAUAUUGUUUCCGUGUAUUUUUGUAGUGAUUCAAAUCGAAUGUAAUAGUAGAACAGAUCAGCAAAAUCAUUUCCCUUUAGUAUUUUUUGACGUUAUGGUGACAUUAUGUUGGCUAUCCCCCACUUACAAAAGUAAUAAAAUAUUUCUAAUAAUA